CGGAGCCGGCGCCCGGAGGAGCAGGAGGAGAGGUCGGAGCCGUCUCCAGGAGCCCUUAGAGACCGAGUCCCCGGCGGCGGCGGCGGCGGCGGGGGGAACGCACCGGCAGGCGAGUGGGCACCGAGCGGCGGGCGCAGAUUCAUUCUGCCACUUACAACCUAAAAACGGUGGGCGAGAGGAAGUCUUACUGAAAAUUAUGUAGCAUCCAACUGAUGUUCCCAAGUCUCCCAGGGAGCAGUACUUGCAAAGAAAGCGAGAUGACGGGCCUGCUUCAUAACUUAGCUCCUGCUGCCAGAAGCAUUGCAGUCCUCUUUAUCAAUUGCUCUUUGAGUUUUCUGAAGUUUUAAAAUGUUUUAGGUAGAAACAAUAGUUGAAGAUGUCUAGCAAAACGGCAAGCACCAACAACAUCGCCCAGGCCAGGAGGACCGUGCAACAGUUGAGAAUGGAAGCCUCCAUCGAGAGAAUAAAGGUUUCAAAGGCGUCAGCGGACCUCAUGUCCUACUGCGAGGAGCACGCCGGGAGCGACCCUUUGCUGACAGGGAUACCGACCUCAGAAAACCCUUUCAAGGAUAAAAAAACUUGCAUCAUCUUAUAGAGGAACAGUGAAGUGGCUCCUCGCCUCUUCUCAACAAAGCAAAUUAUGAGCAGCUCCUUGGAAGAAAUUUACCUUCAGCUUAUUUGGUAACCACUGCAAAUAACUAAAAUACUCUAACUUGGAAUAAUCGACUCUGACGUCUUUAUUUUCCAAGUUGCCCUUUCUCUAAAACACCUUUUACUGAUUUAAUCCAGAAUAACAAUCUUCUUUUCCAUUUGAUAACGAUGAUGUCCUGUUGGGUUACUGCUUCAGAAAAGGUGGUUUGGGCCAUUUCCAAAAAAAAGACAAGUAUAUACUUCUUUUAAAUAUAUGAAUAACCCAAUUAUAUCCUGACCUAAAUUACCCAAGUACCUGUCUAGAUUAAAAUGCCAAGAAUUACUUCAGUCCUAAACCCUUUACAUCCUAGUAUGUUCUUAGUCGGGUUGUGCCAGGAGUACAGUGUGCGUGCGUGAGGAGUGUGCUGUGUGUAUAUACGACUUUGUAUAUACACACGUCCAUGCUUAUUUCCUGAGUAAAAUGUCUCUCUCUCCGUGCCCUCAGUUCCACUCCAGAAGUUAUACCUUUGUCUUGAGCUGUGUGUAGGUAGGGUAAGAUUUUUCAUGUCGUGGACUGUACAAAAACUAAGAACAUCCUAAAGAUGGUAGCCACUGUAAUUGAGUAAUGAAGAAAUCGGGCUGACCUCUUAAGCUAGAAUCAGCUGUCCCAAUUAAAGUUAAAAACUGAACUACAAGCCCUCUCAGGAGGUAUUCACAAGGGAGCCUUUUGGGCUUCAGUGAUCCUGAGUCCAGAAGGGGGGGGGGGACUGUGGGCAGCUGUGCCCGUGGGGCUCAUGUUCUCUGGAUUAGAGCUGGAUAGCUCUGAAAUGUCCACCCUCAUGCUUGGAGGGAGGCAGAGUGCACAUGAGCCCGGCCCAGAGAGGAACAGGCAUGUGUGAAAGCCAGCUGCUUUUUUAGCCAAACCUGGUGAUUUCCUCCUCUCUGCCCUGCCCUUUAUCUUUCCUCUCCUGUGAGGACAGCUGUUUCCAGAGGUGGUAUUCACCUCCCCGGCCCCACGUGGUGGGAAAGAAAGAAACGUACCAAAGCCAAAGGUAUCGGACACUAAAGCGCUUUUCAAAUACCUGCUGGGCCAUGGUGGUGUUCCCUACCUUGUCCACAAACCACCCAGGGCAGGCAGGGUUCCAGGGUACACUACUUGGGCUUCAGGGGUUCCUUGAUGUUCCUCUGGGUGUGAACGGAGCCCUCACAUCCUUGGACUUGCCCGUGGGCAUCCUGAGGAAUCUCCUGUGGCCAGAGAGUAUUUUAGUUUUAUCAAAGAGGGAGAAAGGGUCCCUUUUUUAACAAAAUUGCUCACUUAAGGGCUCAAACCAUACAUAAGCCUUUGAUAUUCUAAUUCAUCUUUAGUUCAUUAAAAUAUCUACUAGUGAAGGAUUCAGAGCUUAUUUUCAAAAAGGAUCCAACCCCAGUAUGGAAUUAUUUAGAGCGGUUUCCCCUAGUUCUGUACAAUCUUGCUCUGCAACGCAAGCCCCUUUUAAAAUCUAAGGCCUGAGUUUUGAGUAUGAAGCUGAUUGUGGGUGAACAGAUGUGGGGCUAUUUUUAAACUGCUCAAAUAAAGUCAGGAUUGCCCCAGACACCUAUCUGUUCGCAUUGUGAACUGCCCUCACUUUUCCAACAUCAUGUGAAAAUCAUGCCACUGGCCUUAACCUCUUGUCAUCUACCGCUUGGUUUUGCAAUAGCCCCAGUUUCCAAGUAAGUUAGAGGAACCUGUUUAGGAGAGAGAAAGGUGAAAUUCGACAUGUACACUAAAAAGACAUUACAUUCAAUGCUUCACUGAAUGAGGCCUUUUCUUUUAACAAGUCUGUUUUUCUACAGAUAGUUUCAGAACACUAAUCUUAUUUUCAUUCUGGUUUCAACAUUUUUCUUUAAGUAUUUAUAAUGCAGCUUGUUAAAUAUUUUUAUGAAAUUUUAUUAUACCUUUUUGGUGUAUGUGCACCUUUUCAGCAGCAAGCAUAGUUUAUUCUUUAGUACUAAAUUAUGUCCUUUUUGCCUAACAGAAAACAAAUAUGUUUUGCUCUCUGUUGAUACGCUUGUAGUGGUAAGGAAGGGACUCGAGGUCCCAGGAGAUUUCAUUUUCGCUGGUAAGAUAUCAUAAAGGCUAGGAGUAUGAAUGUCAUGUAACUUCCUAACUAGGUCUAGGGCCUGCUCAAGAGAAGUGAAAUCCUAUCCUUGGAUGCUGGACCCAGUGGGGGAAAAAAUGUAGCUAAAUGUUGAUUGACUUACAACUAGACGUCUAUGUAAGAAAAUCUAUGUAUAGGAUAUGCAGAAGUCACUUAUUUAUCAGGCUUUAUUCUACUUAUGAACCACAAUUUAACUGUCUGCAGUAGCUGGUUUAUAAUGGACAAAUGCCCAGUAUGUGUAUUUUUUCCAGCUGCCACUAUAAAGACACAAUCACAUAACAUACAUGCAACUUCUUGACUUCGUAUCUAUGAAGCUAUUUAAGUAUGUUCAUUAUAUUUUUGUCUUUAAUGUUGCUUCUAGUAACAGCGAUCUCUUUUUUCAUUCUUAUAUGUUCAGUAGUGCAUCAGUCUGCCCAAUUGAGGCCUCAGGACCAUGGCAAAAUAUGCUAGACAAAAGUUCAUGACUCCAAAGUAUUUUACAGAAACACAUUAUACCAGGUCGUUCACAAGGUCUAGGCUGUAGUUACUUUUUCUUCUAAAAAGAAUCAGUUUUUUACAUUUCCUUUCCUUAUUAAAAUCAAAGUGCCAUAAUGAUCUUUUAAAGGAAGGACCCGACUUGCUUUCUCUCUGUACUGUUUUUGUACUUUGUCAAAAAAAUUAUACCAAUGAUUUAGUGAUUUUGAGGCAUAGGUUUAGGUAGUAGAGAAUGUGCUAAACUUGGCUUCACAUGCCCUCUGUGCCAAUUUACAGCCGAGAUAAGUGUCAUCUGAUGAUUCCAAUUAUCGACUGAAGAUCUAUAGAGGUCCAAGAAAUGAACUACAGUACAUGUCAGUCCUUCUCAAUAAAAUACUGGAGUGUGUUAUGAAUUGUAUCGAUUUCUUUUAUGGUAGAUCUCUUAAUAGAAACAAAAUACAUGAAUCACAUAGAAUGAUGUGUAGAGUAAAACAGAGCGCUUACCUAAAGUUGGGUGGCCUGGAUCGUAGCCUUGGAUCUUCUUCCAGCCAAUCCUGUGUCCCUGUGUCGUGUGACUUUGGACAAGGCGCUUCAUCUCGCUGGGCCAUUUCACCAUCUGUAAAACAGGAGGCUUAAAGUAGAGGAUGGUGGAGACUCCCCCCAGUCCCCUCCGAUGCCUCGGUCCAGCAGCCUACCCUCUACGGGUCCUGCCAACGUGUCGGUGCUAUAAGCUGCUUCAAAUAUAAAAUGGGUUCGUCUAUCAUAUAUACUCAUUUAAUAGCUUAUGAAAGGCCUUUUUGUUUUGUUAUAUAGCCUUUUCUAGUUUUAUGGACUUGAUUACUGUAAUGUCUUGUUUUUAGUCAUGUCGCUCUAAACAUCAUUCACUUGAUGUUUCAGUAAUCUGCAUUUGAUAUAUAGUUGGAGGGAUUUUGUUAUUUCUUAGCAUUCUUGGGCUACUCAUCUGUCCAGCAUCUUAUUAACCUAAGCACUGUGAUCAUUGUUUGGAAAUCUGUCCUAUGGAAAGAAUAAAAGCAUUUACGUCACAUGUAUUUCACAGAUUUGAAAAACGUUUCAUUAAAACAUCGUUGUUCUCUUUACUGCA
Molecule: messenger RNA, 4323 nt
Organism: Ailuropoda melanoleuca (giant panda)
Lineage: Eukaryota; Metazoa; Chordata; Mammalia; Carnivora; Ursidae
Gene: GNG12
Product: G protein subunit gamma 12
Exons: 5
Coding region: 377-595 (72 amino acids)
Biological process (GO): G protein-coupled receptor signaling pathway
Cellular component (GO): heterotrimeric G-protein complex
Molecular function (GO): G-protein beta-subunit binding
Source: RefSeq, a predicted model, not a curated record